AUGGGAACCGAACCGCCGCCUUUGGCCGGGUCCGCUCUAUAUGGAGGUAGUUCAGUCCUCCAGCAAGGGCUGUGCCUCGGUGUGGUGUGGGCUUUCAGUGGCGGUUCAGUCAAGGGCGGUUCCCGGCUGGACCAAGGCCGGUGGAUAAGUGUGGGCAUCAUCAUGAUGUUAAGCUGCCUCUUCCUUCUGAAGGCAUUUCUUGCUCUUGGGUCCCUGGCAUCCUGGGCAACAGCAGGAGAACAUGCGUUUGGUGGUGAAUGUCCUGCUGACCCCCUUCCGUGUGAGGAGCUGUGUGAUGGGGACACGUCCUGUCCUCAGGGGCAUAAAUGCUGCAGCACUGGCUGUGGCCACGUCUGCCGUGGAGACAUUAAGGGAGGGCGGGGUGGUGAAUGUCCAAAAGUUCUGGUUGGCUUGUGCAUUGUCAGCUGCAUGAUGGACGAGAACUGUCAAGCCGGGGAAAAGUGUUGCAAGUCAGGCUGUGGCCGCUUCUGUGUCUCGCCAGUCCCGCCACCCAAACUGACCAUGAACCCCAACUGGACCAUCAGGUCUGAUUCUGCAUUAGAUAGUGCAUCAAGCAAUUCCUUGAGUUCGUGUCCUCUCAGGUGUCCCUGUUUAAGAAAAAAAAAAAUCCAGAUCUGUGUUACAAGUUUUGGAACGUCUCUCUGGAUUAAUAUCCUGAAUCCUGUAGAAGCAGGAACAAUGUCUGACUUAUGCUACAGUACCUAGCAGUGAGUGUGCUGUCCUGCACAUAGGAAUUCAAAUACAAUGAUUCAAUGAAUGCUCUCAUUCAAGCCUUUCAUUACUCUUAUGAAUCACACAGAAACAGGACAUGCCCAAGGCCACAGAAGAAGUUCAUUAGAGAUGUGAAUCAGAACUCUAGUGUUCUUACUUCUGCAUCAAUAAAGGUCCCAUAAAUUCAGACUCUGGGACCAGUGAUAAUGGCUAGGCAAGGAACAGGAGCUUCCCUUGAACUGGAUCUUCAGUGCCUUGGAACAGUGGCUUCAAAACGGGGGUGUUGUAAGUGAGAAAAAGUUUGGUUCUGCCUAAAAUGUAUGUUAUUCAUUAGGAUAGACUACCCUGCUUUAACAGAAAGCCUCCAUCGCAUAAUGACUAAAAUGCGAUAAAAUUUUUAUUUCUUGUUCACAUAAUAAUUCAGGAUGAGUAACCUAUAACAAUGGAUGACUCUUCUUCUAUGUGAUGAUUCAAGGACCCAGGCUCCUUCCAUCUUUUGG
This is a messenger RNA of Microcebus murinus (gray mouse lemur), 1232 nucleotides long. The record is from RefSeq and is a predicted model, not a curated record. Lineage: Eukaryota; Metazoa; Chordata; Mammalia; Primates; Cheirogaleidae.